Zootoca vivipara (common lizard) is the source of this 2255-nucleotide messenger RNA. The record is from RefSeq and is a predicted model, not a curated record. NCBI's taxonomy places the organism in Eukaryota, Metazoa, Chordata, Lepidosauria, Squamata, Lacertidae.
UGAGUUAACUGCUAUGCAGUCGGUCAGUUAAAUGUUAUUAUUUACUUGAUUGACGGGGCUGCCUCCCCUGUCCCUCACCCCCCCCCCCAAUCCCCGGCCACGCUCAUGUACAGAACCUGGCUCAUACCAAAAUAAAAACUUAGUUGGUCUUUAAGGUGCUACUGAAGGAAUUUUUUUAUUUGGCUGUAAAUGAGGUGAAGAUCCAGUGUUUGGGAAUGAUGCAUUCCCUCAGUGGAAACGGUUUAGGAACGUAGGAAGCUGUCAUACAGAGUCAGACCUUUGGUCAUUUACCAGUAGCUCAGUACAGUAUUCAGCAGAGCGUCUCCAGAGUCACGGCCAAUCUUUCGUAGCCCUGUUUCCACAUGCAGGGAGUCAUGACCUUUUGUGCCAAAGCACCACUAAGCCCCAAUUUAAUGAAUUUAUUUCAGUGUAUCUGAAUAUUGUUUGUCUUGCACUUAAAGUGCCAAUUAUUAUUAGUAGUAGUAUUAAUUAAACUUAUUCAUUACUGGUAACAUAGUCCAUUUACGGUAUAAUGUGGUAUCAUAAUAUAAAAACAUGCAAUGCCAACAAUUUAGAACACAACAAUUUAGAACACAACAAAACAUUCCUUUCUGGUAGCCACUUUUUGUAAAGUGCAUAACAUUUUUACAAAAAAACCACUCUAUUGAUAUGGCCACCACAGAAUUAAUACUGUAGGGUGAGGAUCAGGGCUAUGCACUUAGUCUCACCCACAACAUCAUUUAUUUUACCCUCCUUCCAGCAAGCAAGUUUUAUGUGAAAACAAAGCCCAACAUGUGAGCUCCUGGUUAUGAACAGAGAGUGCUAUGUACACUCUAUGUAAUUGGGACAAGCAGUCAGGACACCGUGCAGUUGGUUGGCUAGAGCCUUUCCCAGCAUCCAAAUGUGUGGAUCCUGGACUGACUGGAAGUACAAUUUUUAUUCAGAGAUUUGUAGUGCCUGGUUAGCAUCGCAAUGAGAGGGCUGGUGAACAUGAAAAAUAAACUGCUUUUCAACAUGAAUUUACCUUGGCUUAUCAAGUUGUCUACAGACAUUAUAUUCAGAGGGGAUUCCGCUAGGUUUCUUUGCCUUAAGAUUGAUAGCUCCAGUGAUGAAUUGGACAAGGAGAACAACAUUUUAGUGAAAAAUCUGGCUGGUAUGGGCGUGGAUGUCAAAAUGGUAAGAAAACGACAGCCUGGUGUUCUCAAGAGGCAGAUCACCAAUGAAGAUGGCCUGAAGAUUUUUUUGCAAGGAAAAGGGGCUAACAGAGAAGCCAUUGCCAGUAUAAUCUCACGUUAUCCACGUGCCAUCACUCGCUCACACCAGUCUCUCAAAGAACGCUGGGAAAUCUGGCGAAGCAUUUUGAUGACCGACAUGGAAAUUGUAACAAUCCUGAAACGUUCCCCUGAAUCCUUUUUCCGUUCUGGGAAUAAUGAAAACAUGCAGAAGAACAUUACCUUAUUUCGUUCUAUUGGACUGACUUCUAAGGAUCUUUGCAACAUGCUGACCAGAGUUCCAAGGGUGUUUUCUAACAGUAUAGAGCUCAAUAAACAAAUGAUAAGCCUCUUGAAUGACAUCUAUUCAGAUCUAGGUGGAGAAAAGCCAGAUGACUUUGUAAAACAGAUAAUUUCUAAAAAUGUCUUUAUCCUCUUACGGAGCAGCAAGCAAGUGAAAGCAAACGUUCAGUUUUUGCAGUCAUCUUUAAGUCUGAGCAAUGAGGAAUUUCUAACGCUGUUGCAUGGGCAAGGAGGUGAUGUUCUGGAUCUCUCUAAUGAAUACCUAAAAAAGACACUUGCAAACGUGAAAGAGAAACUGUUGUCUCAUGGGUGCUCUGAAAUAGAGGCAGAUAUGUUUGUCCUUAAGCACAUUCGCAUUCUAUACCUUUCUCCACAGAACCUGAAUGAUAAAAUAGAUUGCCUCUUGCAGGCAAAUAUUAACAUUAAUCUAAUACUGAAAAGUCCUCUAGUUCUGGACAAAAGCAUCAAAACUAUAAGUAAUCGUAUUGAUGAGCUGGGAAAGCUAGGCUAUAACUUUCAAAUCCAUGGGAUUGGAAUUCUUGCGUUAAGUAAACAACGAUUUGAAGCAAAAUUGGAAAAGUUACAGGCAGCAACAAGUUUGCACGGCUCUAAUUGAUGUGCGACCACCAAUGCAUGGGUCUUUUUUGACCCAGAAGAGGGCAAACGGGCGUGGGGAGGGGUGGUAAUGGAGGCGAAUGGGCUUAUGCAUGCUCCACCAUCCCGUGGGGGGGGGGAGAAAUU